Messenger RNA from Oncorhynchus masou masou (cherry salmon), 2576 nucleotides. Its product is annotated as carbohydrate sulfotransferase 2-like. NCBI's taxonomy places the organism in Eukaryota, Metazoa, Chordata, Actinopteri, Salmoniformes, Salmonidae. Gene Ontology annotation, molecular function: N-acetylglucosamine 6-O-sulfotransferase activity. Gene Ontology annotation, biological process: N-acetylglucosamine metabolic process; sulfur compound metabolic process; carbohydrate metabolic process. Gene Ontology annotation, cellular component: Golgi membrane; trans-Golgi network. The record is from RefSeq and is a predicted model, not a curated record. The transcript has a single exon. Bases 700 to 2097 code for a protein of 465 amino acids.
AUCAGUCCAGUUUAAAUUAGUUCUAUAUACAAACUACGGCACAUCAGGAAGAAAGAAAAUAUAUUUGGACGAUUAGACUGCCCCUCUGGAUAUACUAGGGGACGUUUGGCAAAAGGAACCAAGAAGAAGUCGGAGAACGUAAUUACUAACGUAGGCUUGUACUUGUGUGCUGUUGUUCAGUGGACCUACAGGCUCCAUCCAUACUGUGGCGAAUCAGUUUUUAACUGCGCAUAGAUGCCUACGCUGAAUGUUGUCAAGGAGGGCAUACAUUGUUUGAAUGAAGGGAUACUAUUUUUGUUUUGAUGGCAGGCCAACCGCAAUAAGCACUGUAAUACCCGCAAUGGAAAAAUGUUCAUGGCAUCGUUCUUUCACGUGAAGAGCCUUGCGCACUGCAGUAAAAGCAAGGCUGUGUUAUCUUAUUUUGGAUUGCGAAUUGGAUUGGGAUAUCGAAUAUGUGUUACCUAACCCACUGGACACACACUAGUUGAAUCAACGUUGUUUCCAUGCAAUUUCAAUGAAAUUACGUUGAACCAAGCUGUAGUACGCGGUGAAUUAACGUCUAUGCCCAGUGAAAACGAUUUAACAUUCGAUUCGAGUACCAAUUCCCACCAGAGAUAUUCAAUAACCAUAUAUCUUUGCCUAUUGUAAAUGUAAUAAGUUUUCGCCCAGUGGUCAGAGCCACUCACUCCUAGGUUACAGAUGAGAGGGAAACAAUACCAUCGACAACUGAAGUUGACAGCGCCUUGGGAGAAUGAUGCUGGCUACGGGAGAAAGCUCAGAACGCACAGGAAUCAUACCAAGAUAAUAGCUCAGCCCGGGAUCGUGAUGAAGGUGCUACGUAGAAAGCGGAUUGUGUUGUUUAUAGCCUAUUUCUUGCUGCUAGUGCUGACCAUGCUGAACUUGGCCAAUUACAAAUGGACUAAAGUGCCCCAGCAGUGCAAUCACCAGAUGAGGAGCGCUUCUUAUCAAGCCAGGUCAGACAUUCGGUUCCUCUACAGACCCUAUCUGGCUAAGAAGAGACAGUUGGUCUAUGUUCUGACCACAUGGAGGUCUGGGUCCUCCUUUUUUGGGGAGCUGUUUAACCAACAUCCUGAAGUGUUCUUCCUCUAUGAACCCAUGUGGCACAUUUGGCAGAAGCUGUACCCGGGAGACGCUGUGUCUUUGCAAGGAGCAGCCAGGGACAUGCUCAGCUCUUUAUACCGCUGUGAUCUCUCUGUGUUCCAGCUGUACAACAGCCCAGGUGGAAAGAACUUUACCUCCCUAGGACUCUUUGGGGCGUCCCUGAAUAAGGUGGUGUGCUCCUACCCUCUGUGCUCCGCCUACAGGAAAGAGGUGGUGGGGAUGGUGGACGAUAAGGUGUGUAAAAAGUGUCCCCCUCAGAGCCUUAGACUACUGGAGGAGGAGUGCCUCAAGUACAGCACUAUCGUUAUUAAAGGGGUGCGUAUCCUGGACGUGAACGUUCUAGCCCCCCUCAUGGAGGACCCGUCGCUGGACGUGAAGGUCGUUCACCUGGUCAGGGACCCCCGGGCCGUGGCCAACUCCAGGAUCAAGUCCCGACACGGGCUGAUCCGGGAGAACCUGCAGGUGGUCCGCAGCAGGGACCCUAAGCUCCGCAGGAUCCCCUUCGUCGACCCCAACCACAAAGCCAACAAGAAGGACGGCUCAGACUACCACUCCAUCGGAGCCAUGGAGGUGAUCUGUGACCGCACCUCACGGAGCCUGAGGACGGCCUUAAACCCUCCCAGUUGGCUCAAAGGGAAGUACAUGGCCGUGCGCUAUGAGGACCUGGUGGAGAACCCUGUGAAGAUCCUGAGGAACAUCUACCGCUUCGCCAACCUCACCGCCAACCACGACAUUGAGUCGUUUGCUCUGAACAUGACAGGUGGGUCUAGUUCGUCCUCCAAGCCGUUCAUAGUGUCCUCCAGGAACGCCACUCAGGCUGCCAGCGCAUGGAGAACAGUGCUCAGCAUCCAGCAGAUCAAACAGGUGGAGGACUACUGUCAUCACUCCAUGGUUGUCCUGGGUUACGACAGAGUCAGGACGGCCGGGGAGGCCAAGGACCUCAGGAAGUCUUUACUCACGGUCUCCAAACUGUGACAGAAAAAACACAUUCUUUUUUUUUUUUUCCCUUUUCCACCAAAGACUGAAUUUAAUGUACAUUUUGCAUCUAGUGCCGUUCAGUUAAUUGUGGAAAUUAAAACGCUUUGAAUCAUUGUUUUUUGAGGAAAUCUACUUUUUUUUGGGCACAUUGGAAUGUAUCUUAUUUGUAUUUUUCAGUUAAGUUGCAGACAGUUGUAUUUGACAGGACCACUACUUGUCAGUUUGGACAACUGGAUGUUAUUGACAAAUCAAGAAGAACUAUGAACAAUGACUUGAAUAUUGAAACUACAACUACGGAAACAAACAGUGUAUGAUUCGUAUAUAUUGUUAAGAAAACACUUCAAACAUUUUAUUUUAAAUGUUCCUUUAAUCUGAGAAAAUACUUGGUUUUCCAGUAUCCAUACUGUCUGUAAAAGUGAGAGAAAAAAAUUGCACAAAAAAUAGAAGCAUUAAUACAUAAAAAAAAUUAAUUGUUU